This is a messenger RNA of Erigeron canadensis, 1666 nucleotides long. Its product is annotated as pimeloyl-[acyl-carrier protein] methyl ester esterase-like. The coding region runs from base 94 to 1194 and encodes 366 amino acids. The transcript is spliced from 4 exons. The record is from RefSeq and is a predicted model, not a curated record. Gene Ontology annotation, molecular function: catalytic activity. NCBI's taxonomy places the organism in Eukaryota, Viridiplantae, Streptophyta, Magnoliopsida, Asterales, Asteraceae.
UUAUUAUUACACACACAAUCACACAAACAUACUAAAAAACACCUCAAACUGUGUGUAAUCUAAAAGAUUCUACACACACCACACCAACAAAACAUGACAAAAUGUUUCAGUUUCACAGCAUCAAGAAACUGGUGCUUACGAACCACUUUCUCAUCUUCCGGUCUCCGAUCAACCAUAACAGACCUCGGUGACGGCACCGUCAUCCACUGUUGGAUACCCAAAACCCACAAACCAACCCGACCCGACUUACUUUUACUCCAUGGUUUCGGAGCCAACGCCAUGUGGCAGUGGGGCCCAGAAAUCAUCCCAAGAUUUGUCAAACACUUUAAUGUCUAUGUUCCUGACUUGGUUUUUUUUGGUGACUCGUAUUCAACUCGCCCGGACCGGUCCGAGUCGUUCCAAGCCGAGUCUAUAUAUAAAGCCAUAAAAAAGCUGAUGAAUAAUAUGGUGAGGAAAAUGAGAGUUGUGGGGUUAAGUUAUGGGGGGUUUGUGGCAUAUAGAAUGGCGGUAGAAUAUAUAGAUAUAGUUGAGAGAGUUGUGAUAUGUUGUGCUGGUGUUUCUUUAGAAGAAAGAGAUUUAGAAAAUGGGCUUUUUCCGGUGAAAAGUUUGGAGGAAGCGGCGGAGAUGUUGCUGCCACAGACGCCGGAAAAGAUGAAGGAGUUGAUGAGGUUUACUUUUGUUAAGCCACCUGUUAAGACUCCUAAUUGUAUCCUUGUUGACUUCAUUGAUGAAAUGAACAAAGAAAAUGUAGCAGAGAAAAAGGAGCUGGUACAUGCUCUAGCUAAAGACCGUAAAUUUUCUGAACUUCCUAAAAUACCCCAGCCAACAUUGAUAAUCUGGGGCGAUAAGGAUCAAGUAUUUCCCAUGGAAUUGGGUUACAGAUUGAAAAGGCAUUUAGGCGAUAAUGCAGAUAUGGUGGUGUUAAAGGAUACAGGACAUGCUUAUAUUGCAGAAAAACCAAAGGAAUUCUACAAACACCUAAAAUCCUUUUUACUCCCUCAAGUCCCUCCUCUUCCUUCAUCAACCACACCCACUCUCACCCCUACCUCUACCCCUACCCCUACUACCCCUACAGACACCUUUUCUGUCAACACAACAUCCACAACCACCACUCCCACCAACACAAUUGCCACAACCAACCACCAUAAUCCUCUUCAUUUCCAGAAUAAUGGUUCAGUUACUGUUACUACAUGAUUCCACGGUAGAUCUAUGGCAAAUUGACUGGGAACAUGAGUAAAUAUGUACACAUUGGCAUCAAGAUUUACGGAAAGCUCAUGCCCAUUUAUCAAGUCACUCAAAGUUUUGAAGUUUUAACUGUCUAAAACAAUGUAAUUCUUGUAAUCCAACAAGCAAAGUAUUUAUUGUUACUUAUUACCAGGUGAAAAUUCAAUCGGUCUUACGAAGCUAUUGAGAUUAGACACUAUAAAUGGCAAAUAUCGGCGUACGAUGAGUCCAUGUACCAAAAAGGUUGAUAAAAGACGAUUUCCAAUGAUUUGGAAACGGAGUAUUUUUGCCCUAUGUUUAGUCGACUUGAAAUAUAUUGUUUCUCUAUUGGUCAGGAAUCUGUCAUUACAUGUAUGAUGUAUGUGUACGGCCUCCUAUAUUGGAUUAUUUAAAAAAGAUGUAUUAGAGCUUUAGUAAUAGAGUUAUUGUAAGAUUUUAUUGA